Messenger RNA from Prorocentrum cordatum, 3255 nucleotides. NCBI's taxonomy places the organism in Eukaryota, Dinophyceae, Prorocentrales, Prorocentraceae. The record is from the annotation of a GenBank genome assembly.
AUGGCGGAACUUGUGGAGGUCCUCAAGGCGCUCCUCAGCGCCGACAACGCCAUCCGGUCGGCAGCGGAGAAGCGGUACGAUGAGUCUAAGCAGCAGAUGCCCUCUGCCACCGUGGCGGCGCUCGUGCAGGUGCUGAGCACCGCGCAGUGCGAGGUGGCCGUCCGCGAGCAGGCGGCGGUGCUGCUGCGGCAGUGCCUCGGCAAGGUGCGCGACGAGGGCUCCCUGUGGAAGAGGCUGGGCGGAGAUGCGGAGCGCGCGCAGGUGCGCGCGCAGCUGCUGCAGCUUAUCGAGCAUGAGGCGGACGACAAGGUGCGGCGCAAGGUGGCCGACUGCGUGCAGAGCCUCGCGAACCAGAUCAUCGACAUCGAGGAGAAGGCUCGCCCGGCCAAUUGUGAGGCGUGGCCCGAGCUGAUGCCGUUCCUGAUGCGCGUCAUCUGCGACACGUCCCGUCCGGCGCAGCUGCGCGCCGACUGCCUGUGGGUGGUCAAGGAGGCGUCCGUCUCGGUGUGGCAGGUGCUCGUCGCCGGCGGUCAGCAGACGGCGCAGGUGGUGAAGGCCUGCCUUGCCGACGGCAGCGAGGCAGUGAGGGCCAACGGCGCUUGCAUGUACUGCCAGCUGGUCAGCGACCUGUCGGAGAAGGGGGACAGAAGGGCCUUCACGCCCUUCGUGCCCGAGGUCUUCCAGGUGCUGGCCGGGCUCGCGCAGUUGCCGGACCCCAAGCACGUGCAGGCGGUACUCACCACGAUGCAGGCCACCGCGGAGGUGGCGGACAUCUUCAAGGACCACCUCGGCCCGCACGUGCUCCCGGUGCUUUGCCCCAUUGCGAAGUCUCACAAGGAGAACGGCGCGAGGAAGCUGGCCCUGGAGGUGCUCCUGUGCAUCCUGGAGAACAAGACAAAGAUGGUGCUCAAGACGCAGGGCGCCGCCAGCGCUAUUCUCGACAUCAUAUUCACCUUCCUCAUGGAGCUCGACGACGACGUGGAGGACUGGGCUGUGCAGGAUGAGGACGAGGCCGAGGCGGAGGAGAACUACGCCUUCGGCCAGGAGGCCAUCAACCGCCUGUGCACGUAUGCCGCCACCGCGGAGGCCUUCGACGGCGUGCUGCAGCUGCUGCGGCCCGCGAUCGCCCAGCUCUUACAGCAGGCAAACUGGAAGGGCCACGUCGCGGGCCUCGCCGCGCUGGCGCAAAGCUGCGAGCACAUCGACGAUGAGGCCACCGCCGAGCAGAUGCUCACGGCCGUGCACAUGCAGCUGCAGUCCUCCCACGUGCGCGCCCGCUACUGCGCGUGGGGGGCGUUGCAGCAGUUCUGCAUAGACCAGGAGGACGCCAUGUCGAGCGACAAGCUGGGCAGCGUGCUGCUGCCGGAGUUCAUCAAGGGCUUCGACGACAAGUGCACGCGCGUCGCCGCCGCCUGCAUGGAGGCCUUCCACUACUUCGGGGAGAAGACCGAGCGCGAGACGCUCGAGCCGUUCGUGCAGCCGCUCAUGGGCAGCCUGGGGGCCAGGCUGCAGGGCCAGUCCUCCAAGCUCCAGCGCGAGGCCAUCACUUGCAUCGCCGUGAUCGCUGGGCAGAUCGAGGACGGCCUCGCCCAGUACUACGCGCCGCUGAUGCCCGUGCUCAAGCAGAUCAUCAGCGCGACUCUUCACAAGGCGGAGGAGCGCAAGCUGCUGGGGAAGACUUUCGAAUGCAUCUCUCUGCUGGCAAACGUCGUGGGCCGUGAGGCCUUCAGGCCAGACGCCGAGGUUAUCAUGCAAGCCAUGGUUCAGGCGUGCACCGUGCCCAACUUGCCCAAGGACGACCCCGUCCAGGAAUAUGUCAUGGCAGCGGCUGAGCGGUUGUGCUCGACGCUCAAGGAGGAGUUCUUGCCCAUCGUGCCGCACCUGCUUCCCGGGAUUCUGGCAAAGUGCAAGCUGGCUCCGAAGGAGUACGACAGCAGCAAGGAUAACCUUGACGACGAAAACCCAAAUCUCAGCCUUGCAAUCACCCAGGGUGACGACGGCGAGGUCAAAGUGCUCGUGGUCAACACGGCAGAGCUUGAGGACCUGGGUAAUGCUUUGGAGUGCAUGCAGACCUUCGCCGAGAAGCUCGGGGCGCAUUUCACACCGUUCCUGGCACAGACGGCGCAGGCCCUGCUGCCGGUCUUCGACUUCAACAUGAGCGAGCAGAUCCGGGACGCGGCGUUCGAGACUUGGGGCCACCUCCUCAACUGCGCCCGCAAGGGCCAGCAGGCCAGCAUGCUGCAGGAGCUCGUGCAGGAGCUCCUGAAGCGCAUCCUGCCGAAGCUCGAGAAGGGCGACUCGGACCUGGAGGCGCAGAAGGUGCGGGCUGACGGUGUGAAGGUGUGCCUGGACCGAGCCGGCCCGGGCAUCCUGGGCCCCGCAGAGGUGAAGCACAUCUGCCAGGUGGCGCUAAGGAUCAUCAGCGAGUCAUUGGCGAGGCGGGAGCAGAAGCCGCAGGGCAAGAGCGCCCCAGCCGCUCCAGCUGCCGAGGAGGACGACAAGAGCUCUGCCAGCGGCAGCGAGGAAGAGGAGGAGCUGCGAACCGCGGCCUGCCACAUGAUCAUCGUGCUGAUGGAGCACCACCCCGCGCACUUCACAGCAGAGGGCCUGCCGCUGCUCUUGCAGAUGGGCGUGGCCCCUCAUUGGGACAGCUUCCUGCCCCGGGUUCUGCAGAACAUGGGCCACGAGUGCCCCGGCCUGAAAGGCAUGGCGUUUUACGCCGCGUCUGCCGCGGCGAAGUUGCAGGCGUUCGCGCCCCACGCGCAGGCCACGGCGCAGAAGGCCGUGGAGAGCAUUCAGCAGGCCAGAGGGCAGGGCAAGAAGAAGUCCGCAAAGCCUCUGCAGGCCGCAGCUGACAACGCGCUUUCUGCUUUAGUGCAAGUUUUGCUGAACCACAAAGCAGUCAUCGCUGCCGCCGAACAGCAGCUCUGGAGCACUUGGCUGGCUGGAAUGCCAUGUCAGGAGGACGAGCAGGAGGGUCAGCGCAAUAACAAGAUAUUGCUCAUGUUGAUGCAGCAGCAGCACGCUCACGUCGUCGGCGAGGGUUGGCAGAACGCACCACGACUGCUGUCACUGUUAGCCGAUGCUUACAAGACGGACAUGUGCGAGGCAGAGACAAGCGCGGCCAUCGCGCAAAUGCUGCUCGGAAUGGACGACGCCAGACUCCAGCAGUGCGCAGCGGCGCUCACAGAAAAGCAGCAGAAGAAGCUGCUCAGAAUCAGAAGGGAAGCGCAGACCUUCGCGGCCACAGCCUGA